Messenger RNA from Amyelois transitella, 1003 nucleotides. Its product is annotated as gamma-glutamylcyclotransferase-like. The coding region runs from base 333 to 866 and encodes 177 amino acids. The transcript has 4 exons. The record is from RefSeq and is a predicted model, not a curated record. Gene Ontology annotation, molecular function: gamma-glutamylcyclotransferase activity. Lineage: Eukaryota; Metazoa; Arthropoda; Insecta; Lepidoptera; Pyralidae.
UUUAUCUUUAGAGAUGCGAAUCAUACAUUGAGUUAUGUACACUAUCGAUGAGUAAUCUUUUACUGAAACCUGGACUUAAAAUUAACCAAAACCGCUCGCAAACGCAGAACAUAAUAGAGCUGUUACUGUGCGCCUCUCGCGUACUCACUCUUCAUGCACCGAGCACCAGACUACUAUAGCCAAAGAUAUCACUUUAGUUUUUUGGUUACAGUAUACGGAACACAAAGACUAGAGACUGAGAGCAGAAGAGGAGGCAGUUACUUAAACAAAACCUUCUAUCACCAAAAAAUAUUUUGUGAACCAAGUUUUCUCUACAAAAUACGUAUUCAACUAUGAUCUCCAAUAUUAAAGAUACUUUCUUGUAUUUUGCUUAUGGCAGUAAUUUAUUUAAGAAACGAAUUCACAUUAAUAAUCCAUCUGCUGUAUUUAUUGGCGUCGGAAAAUUAGAAGAUUAUCAAUUAGACUUCAUCAAGUACUCAGAUAACUGGCGGGGGAGCUCUGCAACUAUUGUGCCUGUAGAAGGAAGCCAAGUAUGGGGUGCUAUAUGGAGAGUUGAAAAUAUACAUAUGCCAGCCUUAGAUAGACAAGAAGGAGUGGAAACAAAUUGGUACUUCCCUAAAACUGUCACAAUUUUUACUGAAGAUGGAAAGAAAGUAGAAUGUCGAACAUAUCAACAGACAAUUAAUCCGCCACCACGCAGGGAUGAUCAAGAUAUACCAAUAGAUAGGAGGCCAUCCAUGACCUACAUGGAAUGCAUUCUGAAAGGAGCCAAGGAGUGUGGACUUCCCAAAGAAUAUAUUAAGAAGUUGGAGAGAAUACCACAUAAUGGACAAGAGGCACCAAACAUGAAAAAGCUUUUGGAAUAAUUUAUGUAAUAAGCCCUACCAUAAUAAAUAAAUAAAACUGACAUUCAAGAUGAUGAUGAAUAGCAAAGACUUAGUACUUUGUGACUGUGAUUUAUAUUAUUUAUGUUAAUAAUAAUAUACCUAUGUAUGUUACACUA